GCACUUGAUUAGAGUUGGUUGUCUCUAGCAAGCGCACCAGAAACUUAGGCAUCUGCUGGAACUGCUGCGAAAAUGGUUUUGAAAGCUGUGUGUGUGUUGAAAGGAGCUGGAGAGACCAGCGGGACCGUGUAUUUUGAGCAGGAGAGUGAUUCAGCCCCUGUGAAGCUGACAGGAGAAAUCAAAGGCCUUACUCCUGGUGAGCAUGGUUUCCACGUCCAUGCUUUUGGAGACAAUACAAACGGGUGCAUCAGUGCAGGGCCUCACUUCAACCCCCACAACAAGCAUCAUGCCGGUCCUACUGAUGCGGACAGGCAUGUUGGAGACCUGGGAAAUGUGACUGCAGGAGGCGAUAAUGUUGCCAAGAUAGACAUCACGGACAAGAUGCUCACCCUCAAUGGCCCAUACUCCAUCGUUGGCAGAACCAUGGUGAUCCAUGAGAAGGCCGAUGACCUGGGAAAAGGGGGCAAUGAUGAGAGUCUAAAGACAGGCAACGCUGGUGGACGUCUAGCAUGUGGUGUCAUUGGCAUCGCCCAGUAAACGAUUAACACAAAGCACUGGAAACAACUUUCCCCCACAGCACUUACUAAGACCAACAUAGCUACUUAAUGUGACAGUUUGUCCUUUUCAGUACACUUUUUAUUUACAGAGUAGAUGAUUCAUGCUUUACCCUGUCAGUUCCUCAUGACAAUUGUUUGUUUGGGUUUAUAUGUCUGCUGAGUAGUUUUGGUCCCAAAGAAUUGGUAACGCACAAGUGAUAAUCAGAUGUAUACAAUUUACAAAGCUGAUGAAUAAAUUGUCCAUCUGAAUCAUG
Messenger RNA from Epinephelus moara (kelp grouper), 811 nucleotides. It is a transcript of the gene sod1, whose product is annotated as superoxide dismutase 1, soluble. Bases 73 to 537 code for a protein of 154 amino acids. Gene Ontology annotation, biological process: removal of superoxide radicals. Lineage: Eukaryota; Metazoa; Chordata; Actinopteri; Perciformes; Serranidae. Gene Ontology annotation, cellular component: mitochondrion; nucleus; peroxisome. Gene Ontology annotation, molecular function: copper ion binding; superoxide dismutase activity. The transcript is spliced from 5 exons. The record is from RefSeq and is a predicted model, not a curated record.